Molecule: messenger RNA, 1231 nt
Organism: Fomitopsis serialis
Lineage: Eukaryota; Fungi; Basidiomycota; Agaricomycetes; Polyporales; Fomitopsidaceae
Exons: 3
Coding region: 63-1001 (312 amino acids)
Source: RefSeq, a predicted model, not a curated record
CCCGACGACCCGCGUCGCCACUGGCAGAGACAGGGAUACCCAGACCCACGCACCUUCCGGACAUGCGCGAAAGCUCACCAGACGAGUCCUCUCUUCCUCCACCAAAGCGGAGGAGGUUUGGCGGGUCGUUGGCGUCAUAUGGUUCGACAGCGUUCUGGUUCAGCGACGGCGACAUUGUUCUCGAAGUCGAGCAACACAGGUUCAAGGUGCAUGGAACACGCCUCCAAUGCUCGGAGAUAUUCUUGGACAUGCUCGGCAUGCCGCAACCCAAAGACGCGGAUGCCGUAGACGGGUGUCCCUUGGUGUUGCUCGCGGACUCGGCGCAGGAUUGGCAGGUUGCGCUGAAGUGGAUGUACGACCCUGAUUCCUUCGCAGCUAUGCAACAUCCUGUGCCGUUCCCACUUCUCCCGAGUGCUCUACGUAUAGGCACAAAGUACGAAAUCGCUGCUCUCCGUGAGUGGGCCGUCAAUCACCUGUGCGCACGGUGGCCAUCUGACCUCGAGCGCAUGGACACUACGUCUCUUCCCUGUGCUGCUGAGGCAAUCGCCCUCGCCCGCGAAUGUGACGUUCCAGAGAUCCUUUCCGCAGCAUUCUACGCAUUGUCCCUCCAAAGGUUCGGCUGCAAUGCCGACGGGGGCCGCUCGCACGUCGUCCUUUCCCAAGCAGACAUGCGCCGGCUCGUCAUCGGGCGCGAGCGUCUGACAGACUUCGCGACACAAUUGCUCCUCGACCCGCUCAGCGCUGCUCCCGGGAUGCCUCCGUUCGAGUCAUGCGACAACUGCCGCGACACGCUACAACGAUACUGGCGCGCGAAGGUCGCGUCGGACCCGCAGUCGCCCUUCGAGCGGUGGCUCCUCCGCGAGUUCUACUUGAUGCUCACCGUGCCGGACGCGCUAUUCGAGUCGGGACUUUGUGUCGGGUGCCUGACGUGGCAUAAGGACGCCGCGUGGACGAGGUUUGACAGUCUGAAGACUUCCAUGUCGCGACUCUUUUGCUUGUGAUAGACGUGGUUUAUACUUUCGCUUGUUGCUCUCGUGCUCAUUCAUUCCAACUCUGUCUCGGACUUGCAUCACACACCACACGUAAUUUUCAUUGUACAGACCGACUCUCCUUGUAUACUCACAGUUGUUAUCACGCACAGUACUGACCCUCAUCCACAUACAUAUAUUUUCAUCUUCUACUUUAAAGCAAUGCGCAAUCAGUCGGUCGGUUGAUUUAUUUGUUGAACGUC